AUGGCAAAAACGAUUAGAAAAUAUUUUACAUAUCCUGAGUGUGAUAUUGAAUCAUCUCGUGAGUGGAGAAAUUUAAUAAAAGAAUGGAUUGAAAUGGUGGAUGAAGAUGAAAAAAUAAAUCAGACGGAUGAAGAAAAUAGUGAAAAUUUAGAACCACUCAUUAAUCGUGUUAUGAAUUUAGACCAGAUUUUGUGUAAAAAACACACAAAAAUGCUAAAUGGAAGUUAG
This is a messenger RNA of Rhizophagus irregularis DAOM 181602=DAOM 197198, 228 nucleotides long. NCBI's taxonomy places the organism in Eukaryota, Fungi, Glomeromycota, Glomeromycetes, Glomerales, Glomeraceae. The record is from RefSeq and is a predicted model, not a curated record.